UGUUCCAAGAUGGCGGCGGGUUGCUGCGGGGUGAAGAAGCAGAAACUGUCCAGUUCGCCCCCCUCUGGCUCUGGUGGCGGUGGUGGCGCCUCCUCCUCCUCCCACUGCAGCGGAGAGAGCCAGUGCCGAGCCGGGGAGCUGGGACUAGGAGGCGCCGGUACGCGGCUCAACGGGCUAGGAGGUCUAGCCGGAGGAGGUAGCGGCAGCGGCUGUACCCUCUCUCCCCCUCAGGGCUGCGGCGGCGGCGGCGGGGGAAUCUCCCUGUCGCCCCCUCCGAGCUGCGGAGUGGGCACCCUACUUUCUCCCCCGUCCGCCGCCACCUCACCCUCGCCCUCCUUGUCGUCCGCCGCCUCGUCCUCAUCGCCCGGCUCCCGGAAGAUGGUGGUGUCAGCGGAGAUGUGCUGCUUUUGCUUCGAUGUGCUCUACUGUCACCUGUACGGAUACCAGCAGCCCCGGACCCCCCGGUUCACCAACGAGCCCUACCCACUGUUUGUAACAUGGAAGAUUGGUCGAGACAAAAGAUUGCGUGGAUGCAUAGGUACUUUUUCUGCCAUGAAUUUGCAUUCAGGACUCAGGGAGUACACACUUACCAGUGCCCUUAAAGAUAGCCGUUUUCCCCCAAUGACAAGGGACGAGCUGCCGCGGCUGUUCUGCUCAGUGUCUCUGCUCACUAACUUCGAAGACGUCUGUGAUUAUUUGGACUGGGAGGUGGGUGUACAUGGCAUUAGAAUAGAAUUCAUCAAUGAAAAAGGAUCAAAACGCACCGCCACCUACCUACCGGAGGUUGCAAAGGAGCAAGGAUGGGACCAUAUUCAGACCAUAGACUCCUUACUGAGGAAAGGAGGAUACAAAGCUCCGAUUACUAAUGAAUUCAGGAAAACCAUAAAACUGACCAGGUACCGUAGUGAAAAGAUGACCUUGAGCUAUGCUGAAUACCUUGCUCAUCGCCAGCAUCAUCAUUUCCAAAAUGGCAUUGGGCAUCCCCUUCCGCCAUACAACCAUUAUUCCUGACACUGAGCCACACAACCAGUCACUGGGCCUCUCUGCAGACCUCUUCCCAGGAGACCCUACCCCUUCUUGGUCUAGCUAUCUCUUUUACUGUACCAUUUUAUGAUGAUAGUUUCCGUUGCCAUGGUGAAGCUUCGACAUCGUCAGUUUAAGAUCAUCAUGGUAACGGGUAGGAAAAUGGCAUUUAUUAAGAUGAUCCUGUUUUAUUAUUUUAGAUCUUUUUUUUUUUUUUGCAGCAUAUAUGAAUUUUGGGGUUUUCUUUCCUUACAAUAUUAUAUGGAAUUUUGCUUUGCUAUCUCAGUCAGGUUUGUCUUUCUGUCCUUCUUGCCUUCCUUCCUGUCUUCUUUCCUUCUUUCUUUCUUCUCUUCCUUCCUUGUGUUGACUGUGGAUGCAAGAAAUCAUGCAGUUUCUAAGGAUUUCAUUUAGGUGUUUCUUUCAUUUUCCUCAGUAAGAUAGGUAAUUUUUGAUAGCUGUGUUUGGGAGUAAUUCAUACCAGAUUCAGGUAUUUGUAUAUUACUCUUGAAUUUGUCUAAAAUUCAUUUUGUUAUGAGAGCUUAGUAUGUGGGUCUUCUCUGUUUAAGUAUAUGUUUUUCCCAUGGUUAGAAGAGAUGAACUUUCGCUCUAGUGUAGAACAUUCGAAGGUCCGUGAUAGGACUUGUCACAGAGAGUGAGAAAUCAUUUAUGCCUAUUGUGCUGGUUAUCACAGGAAAAACUGCCUCAUCACUUUAUAGAACCAACUUACAAACUAAAACACUGUUUUAAGAAAGUACAAGCUACCUUUGAAAUAUGCUACAGAAAUUAUUUUGAAGAGCAGCAAAUAUCAGGAAGAGAGCAGAUACAGAAUUUAGUGCCUUUGAGAAGAAUAUAAUUAAGUGGAAUUAAGAGGGGUUAGAAGAAAGGCAAUUUAGAGAAAUAUUCUUAAAAAUUUUAUUUCUAUAUGUGAAACAACAGAUUAGACAAAUUGCUUACUCUUAAGUAUUUUUUUAAGCUGAAAAAUUUAUUUUGAGCAAAUAACCAAAAAGAGACAUGUGUCUAUUAUAUAUUAAUUUAAAUUUGUUAGCUUUAGCUUUCAAUAAGUCAUGAUUGGCCAGAGACAAUUUUAGCUACCAUUUAAAGAAAUAGUAAAGAUAAUCUAGUGAAACAAAAGUUAAUACAUGUCGUGAUUUCAGACAUGUUUGUCAUGGGGACAAUACUGGAGUUUUAGAAAUACUAUAAAAUUGCUUGAAUCUCUUUCUGCACUACAUACUUUUGAUAGAAACACAUUUACUAUAUCGAUAAGAUGUUAUGUUACCCCUGUAAAAACGGAGUUGGCAUUUAGAUACGAUAUAGUUGUUAGAGCCCAGCUCAUUUGCAGGGCUAGUCUUCCCAUGAUGCAUAUGCAGAGAACUUCCUAAUGUCAACGAGAAGUCUGUAUGUAUAUCCCCAGGAAAAAUGACAGAUGAUUCUGGAGAAAGAUUACCUUCGUUUUAUGGU
Messenger RNA from Balaenoptera musculus (blue whale), 2481 nucleotides. It is a transcript of the gene AMMECR1, whose product is annotated as AMMECR nuclear protein 1. The transcript has 6 exons. NCBI's taxonomy places the organism in Eukaryota, Metazoa, Chordata, Mammalia, Artiodactyla, Balaenopteridae. Bases 10 to 1011 code for a protein of 333 amino acids. The record is from RefSeq and is a predicted model, not a curated record. Gene Ontology annotation, cellular component: nucleus.